AUGACAACAGUUACUUCAAUCCAGUCUUUGAUCUUGGACUUACCACCUAGUUGUAUCGAGUUCUGUCCAGCAGCUCAUGACUACUUUAUAGUUGGUACUUAUUACCUCGAGAAGAAAGAGCAAGAUAGCUCGACAGAGAAUGUGGUAGAGGAAGAUGAUGACGAAAAGAGCGAGGAAGUGGAUAAGAAGCCACAGACUAGGACAGGGUCGUUGAUCUUGUUCGAGAUUGAGGGAGACGAGGUGAAACAAAUCUCAACAACACCAACCCCUUAUGCAAUCCUCGACCUCCAUUUCUCACCCCACGACCCAACUCUCCUCGCAGUGGCAGGUUCGACAGGCUGUGUCCAGCUCUUCCGUUUCUCCCCUUCUUCAUCCUCCAUCUCACCCCUCUCUGUCUUCCAAUACUUUGAUCCCGCUACCUUGGUUCUCUCGCUAGCUUGGCAUCCCACCUCCCCCAAUCUUUUGGGUGUCACUGUAUCUCCUGGCCAGGUAUGUUUGGUUGAUACCUCACUACCAGAGUCAGAAGUACAGGACACAGGAAAAGAGGUACUAUGUCAUGACCUAGAAGCUUGGACAUUGAGUUUCUCGAGAGAUGGCAAGGCCGUGUUUUCGGGUGGUGACGAUACGCAUCUUCGUUUCUCUGCUUUGCCAUCCUCCUUCUUUACGUCCGAAGCUUCAAACGACAAUAAAAAAGUCAAAGAAGAAGAGGAAACAAAAGAAGAAUACCUCCCCCAAUGGCAAGACCGCCGUAUCCAUCAAGCAGGCGUCACAGCAAUCCUCCCCCUUCCCUCACACCCAGAUAUCUUGGUCACUGGAAGUUACGACGACAACAUACGCAUCCUCUCCACGCCUCUGAUCGGCAGAAAACAAAUCCUCGCAGAAGAAGACCUUCAAGGUGGGGUCUGGAGACUCAAAAUGCUGAAAUCGGAACCAGAGGCUGGGAAUUUCACAAUCUUGGCUAGUUGUAUGCAUGCGGGUGCUAGGAUUGUGCAGGUGCAGAGGAGAGGGGAGGGAGAGGAGGAAUGGGAGAUCGAGGUAUUGGCAAGGUUUGAGGAACACAAGAGUAUGAAUUAUGGUAGUGACGUGCAGCCGGGCAGCGAAAGUGGUGGUGAGCAGACCAUCAUUUCGACGAGCUUCUAUGACAAGCUGUUGUGCUUGUGGAGAAGUACUCUACCCUGA
Aureobasidium subglaciale EXF-2481 is the source of this 1179-nucleotide messenger RNA. RefSeq lists its product as uncharacterized. Gene Ontology annotation, molecular function: protein binding. The record is from RefSeq and is a predicted model, not a curated record. Bases 1 to 1179 code for a protein of 392 amino acids. NCBI's taxonomy places the organism in Eukaryota, Fungi, Ascomycota, Dothideomycetes, Dothideales, Saccotheciaceae. The transcript has 2 exons.